AUGGUGGAAGCGGCUGCGAUCCCUGAUGAUGAUCUUCCGGUUGUAGACGGCCGACACGGCCAUGGCGAAGGCGUGGCAGUCGGCGCAGGUGCGCAGGUUCUUCGCCACCCUGAUCGUCGCUCCGGGCGGGGUGGAGAGCACCCCGAAGGAGAUGGCCAGCUUCUCGCUGUGGAAGGACAGCGCCACCGCCUUCUCCUCCUCGCCGGACUGGUGCAGCUCCGCCACAACGGUCGGCAUGUAGCCUGCCAUCUUCAGCUGCUUCCCGAUUUCCUCGAGCGUCUGGUAGAUCUCCUCCUUCCUCGGAUGGUCCCCGUCGUCGGCGACGAACUCGUGGACCUUCCCCCCGGAUUCGAUGGUGCUGCAACCGGGCUGAGUCUGGAUCCCCCGGUCCUUCAUCAACCUCCGAAGCUCCGCCACCUUCUCCCAGUCGCCGGCGUCGGCGUACAUGUUCAGCAGCAGCACUAAGUCCCCAGCUUCCUGAGCCUUGAGCUCCACGAGGUGCAGGACGACGCGCUCUCCGAGUUGGGCGUGGCGGUGGAUCCUGCAGGCCCCGAGCAGGGUCCUCCAGAGGGUGGCGUCCGGCUUGAAGCCCGUUGA
This is a messenger RNA of Spirodela intermedia, 597 nucleotides long. Lineage: Eukaryota; Viridiplantae; Streptophyta; Magnoliopsida; Alismatales; Araceae. The record is from the annotation of a GenBank genome assembly.